Molecule: messenger RNA, 554 nt
Organism: Poecilia latipinna (sailfin molly)
Lineage: Eukaryota; Metazoa; Chordata; Actinopteri; Cyprinodontiformes; Poeciliidae
Product: histone H2B 1/2-like
Exons: 1
Coding region: 16-507 (163 amino acids)
Cellular component (GO): nucleosome
Molecular function (GO): DNA binding; protein heterodimerization activity; structural constituent of chromatin
Source: RefSeq, a predicted model, not a curated record
CAGUAUAACCUUCCGAUGAGCUCAGCCAAUCAGAGGCAGGCGUCGGCGCACUCUGAUUUACAUGCAGCCUCUAUAAUACUAAACUCUGCUCGCGCUUCCUCAUUCGUUGCUGUUUCCCAGAAACACAUCAGGAUGCCUGAACCCGCCAAGUCUGCGCCCAAGAAGGGCUCCAAGAAAGCCGUCACCAAGACGGCCGGCAAAGGAGGCAAGAAGAAGAGAAAGACCAGGAAGGAGAGCUACGCCAUCUACGUGUACAAGGUGCUGAAGCAGGUCCACCCCGACACCGGCAUCUCGUCCAAGGCCAUGAGCAUCAUGAACUCGUUCGUCAACGACAUCUUUGAGCGCAUCGCCUCCGAGGCUUCCCGCCUGGCUCACUACAACAAGCGCUCCACCAUCACCUCCAGGGAGAUCCAGACGGCCGUGCGCCUCCUGCUUCCCGGUGAGCUGGCCAAGCACGCCGUAUCCGAGGGCACCAAGGCGGUUACCAAGUACACCAGCUCCAAGUAAACCCGCUGUUUACCAUCUAAACCACAAAGGCCCUUUUUAGGGCCACA